This is a messenger RNA of Fusarium fujikuroi IMI 58289, 1317 nucleotides long. RefSeq lists its product as uncharacterized. NCBI's taxonomy places the organism in Eukaryota, Fungi, Ascomycota, Sordariomycetes, Hypocreales, Nectriaceae. Gene Ontology annotation, molecular function: FAD binding. The record is from RefSeq and is a predicted model, not a curated record. The coding region runs from base 1 to 1317 and encodes 438 amino acids. The transcript is spliced from 6 exons.
AUGGGUAAUUUAAGAGUCUGCAUAGUCGGCGGCGGUCUAGCAGGCUCACUGCUAGCUAACGGGCUCAUCAACAAUGGAGUUGACACAAUAGUCUUUGAAAGAGACGAAGAAAGUCUAAAGAGAGAAGGAUACCAGAUCCGUCUGGGUGACCCUGCGUUAACCGGCCUGGCCUCAUGCCUGACUGAGUCACAGUUGGAAUCUAUUGUGCAAAGGCUCGGGAGAUACUCCGGCUCUUCCAAGGCAGCACCAAGUAUCUGCAACACCAAGUUCCAGACCAUUCUGGACCUGUCGGCACUACCGACCUACUCCAAGUCAUCGGCCAUCAAUCGCGUUGUUCUGCGUGACUUGCUUCUCGAACCCGUCGUUGCCAAGGGGAAGGUCAAGUUCGGUAAGCAGUUCUCACAUUACGAGAUUGUCGAAAAUGGAACUGGUGGGAGGGAAAGUGUCAAAGUGAACUUCAAAGAUGGCUCAUCAGAGUAUUGUGACAUUCUGGUAGCUGCAGAUGGUAGCGGAUCAAAGAUAAACAAACAAAUCGGAGCAAAGAAUAUCGUGGACCUGAAAAGCCAUCUGUCCUUUCUGUCAAAAGGAAAUGCGACCAAGGCACGACUGCGCCAGCUGCCCCCUCGUCUUUUGAAUGGGCCAAUUCUGGUGUUCAAGAACGGCAUUUCUCUCUACUAUGCGCUUUACUUGCCGGCUUCUCUACAGAAGCGCGGGAAUCAACGGCAAGAUGACGAUUUUGACUUUGACGAGAACCAAGCAUCAUUCUACUGGGGCUUGUCUGUUCCCCGUGAGCUGUGUCCCUUUGAAGACACGUAUGAUAUCCCGGACAGGCGACAGUUCUGUCUCGACAUAGUACGCGAUUGGGCUCCAGAAUACCACGUCAUGCUCUCUGCUGGAGCCGGUGAUGAAGAUAACAUCACAGUGACAAUGCUCCGGGCUAGCACUAAACUCCCCAAAAACUGGCGGCAGCGACUUCAGGCACAGAAUGGCAAUAACCCAGAAGAAGGCCAUCCACGGGGAAUGGGCGGAAAUCAAGCGAUGAGAGAUGUUGCCGACAUAUUGCCCGAGUUGCUUGCACUGAACAGGGCGGCCGAGGCAGGCCCGCCAUUGAGCACUAAGGAGAUCGAGGUUAGGUGCAACGCAUACGAGAAGAAGAUGAUUGACCGUUCUUUUGCUUGGGUCGCCAAGAGCGGAGGCACGACCCAGCCGACCGUCGACCUCGAUGGAUUUCUGGGCAGUAUUAUAUCCUUCUUGGCGGGCUUGCUGUUACCUGUAGCAACUAUCUUGUACAAGGCUUUGAAAAGAGCUGAGCAGUAG